UCGCGGGCCGUCCGGCGCGUCACGUGACGGGUCGGCGGCGCUGGCGGUUGCUGUCAGCUGAUUCCCCGGUUGGUGGCAGCGGCAGCCGUGGCGAUGGACUUUCUCCUGGGGAACCCGUUCAGCUCUCCGGUGGGACAGCGCAUCGAGAAAGCUACAGAUGGCUCCCUGCAGAGCGAGGACUGGGCCCUCAACAUGGAGAUCUGCGACAUCAUCAACGAGACCGAGGAAGGUCCCAGAGAUGCCUUCCGAGCAGUGAAGAAGAGGAUCGUGGGCAAUAAGAACUUCCACGAGGUGAUGCUGGCUCUCACGGUCUUAGAAACCUGCGUCAAGAACUGCGGGCACCGCUUCCAUGUGCUGGUGGCCAGCCAGGACUUCGUGGAGGGCGUGCUGGUGAGAACCAUCCUGCCCAAGAACAACCCGCCCACCAUUGUGCACGACAAGGUGCUCAACCUCAUCCAGUCCUGGGCUGACGCGUUCCGCAGCUCACCCGAUUUGACAGGUGUGGUCGCUGUCUACGAGGACCUGCGGAGGAAGGGCCUGGAGUUCCCGAUGACUGACCUGGACAUGCUGUCACCCAUCCACACGCCCCAGAGGACUGUUUUCAAUUCGGAGACACCAUCAGGACAGAAUUCUGCGGGCACUGACACCAGUCAGCGAGGGGACUCUGGCCAGCACACUGCCCUUCUGUCCACCCCAGCCGUGCUCCCCAGUGACGCACCCAUAACGCCAACCCCUGAGCAGAUUGGGAAGCUGCGCAGCGAGCUGGAGAUGGUGAGCGGGAAUGUGAGGGUGAUGUCAGAGAUGCUGACGGAGCUGGUGCCCACCGAGGCAGAGCCCGCAGACCUGGAGCUGCUACAGGAGCUCAACCGGACGUGCCGAGCCAUGCAGCAGCGGGUCCUGGAGCUCAUCCCCCGCAUCGCCAACGAGCAGCUGACGGAGGAGCUGCUCAUCGUCAACGACAAUCUCAACAACGUGUUCCUGCGCCACGAACGGUUUGAACGGUUCCGAACAGGCCAGAGCGCCAAGGCCCCAAGUGAGGCCGAGGCGGCGGCUGACCUGAUGGACAUGGGCCCUGACCCAGCAGCCACCAGCAGCCUCUCGUCCCAGCUGGCGGGAAUGAACCUGGGCUCCAGCAGCGUGAGGGCUGGCCUGCAGUCUCUGGAGGGCUCUGGCCGCCUGGAAGACGAGUUUGACAUGUUUGCGCUGACACGGGGCAGCUCGCUCGCUGACCAACGGAAAGAGGUAAAAUAUGAAGCCCCCCAAGCAACGGAUGGCCUGGCUGGAGCCCUGGAUGCGCGGCAGCAGAACACCGGAGCGAUGGGAGGCAGCAGCGAGAGGAGCCUCAGUGACUGGAUGGUGAGACAAGGCAUGAUCCCCGUCACCCAGGCCUGCCUCAUGGAGGACAUCGAGCAGUGGCUGUCCACUGACGUGGGGAAUGAUGCCGAAGAGCCCAAGGGCGUCACCAGUGAAGAGUUUGACAAGUUCCUGGAAGAACGGGCCAAAGCGGCCGAUCGGUUGCCCAAUCUCUCCAGCCCCUCCGCCACAGGGCCCCCGGGACCCCCUCCUGGCGCCGCCCCUCGAAAGAAGACCCAGGAGAAAGAUGACGACAUGCUCUUUGCCUUAUGAGUGUGGGGUCUGGCACCCUGCAGCCCAGGCCACCCUGCUCCCACGCUCCUUGGCUGGGGCCCCUCUCCCUCCUUCGGUGUUAAGGCUGCUUUGGGGGCGGCUUGUUCCCCCUUCUCUCUUCCUCGAGGGUGGAGCUGACCCAGCUGCCGCUGGCUGUGCCGCCUGGGGGUGUGGGGAGACCGCCAGAUGAAUUGUGGGAACAGGUCAGCUCUCCACUGGGAUCCUGGCCACUCCUGCCUCCUUCCCCACCCCACCUGACCACUACGACUUUGCUGAGACUGAGGCCCAGGUGACCCUCGCUGGACCAUCCCCAGAGGAGCCCUCUGCAGAGCCACCUUGCCAGUCGAGGCCUGGCUGGACGCUGGAGACAGCAGAAGCUUCUGGCACAGCCUCUGGUCACUCCGUGCCCCUACCUCACGGAGCCCAAAGGCUUUGGCCAGCUGAUGGGGGCAGGGUGUGUGGCCCUCUGCUGAGCUGCACAUGGUCCAGGUACGAAGCUGCACAUGGUGGGGCGAGAGCACAGCAGCCCCAGGCUGCCUGAGGAGGCCCGGGACGCCUGGAACACCUGCGGCCCCACCACCUCCUCCACAGCCUCCUGCUCCAGCCCUCUUCUGUUCCUCCCGGGCAGGCUCCCCUGGGCACUGGGCCCACCUACCUGCUGGUGAUCUUGUACUGGGAGAGGUGCCUUUUGUGUCCCCAAUUAAAGGUGGAAGACCACCCUGCUAGCACCGUU
This is a messenger RNA of Equus caballus (horse), 2359 nucleotides long. RefSeq names its product target of myb1 membrane trafficking protein (gene TOM1). NCBI's taxonomy places the organism in Eukaryota, Metazoa, Chordata, Mammalia, Perissodactyla, Equidae. The record is from RefSeq and is a predicted model, not a curated record. Gene Ontology annotation, biological process: signal transduction. Gene Ontology annotation, cellular component: membrane; endosome. Gene Ontology annotation, molecular function: phosphatidylinositol binding; ubiquitin binding; clathrin binding.